This is a messenger RNA of Brassica napus (rape), 961 nucleotides long. Its product is annotated as 30S ribosomal protein S10, chloroplastic. The transcript has 4 exons. The record is from RefSeq and is a predicted model, not a curated record. Gene Ontology annotation, cellular component: small ribosomal subunit; mitochondrion; ribosome. NCBI's taxonomy places the organism in Eukaryota, Viridiplantae, Streptophyta, Magnoliopsida, Brassicales, Brassicaceae. The coding region runs from base 115 to 690 and encodes 191 amino acids. Gene Ontology annotation, biological process: translation. Gene Ontology annotation, molecular function: RNA binding; structural constituent of ribosome.
UAAUGGAUAAUCCUCGAAGCGAAGCUGCGGAAGAGAAAACUACAAUCCUUAGAGAGUGCUCAGAGCAAGAAGAAGAAGAAGCAAAAUCGAUUCUUUGUUUGGAAAUUCAAUUCAAUGGCGGUUUCUUCUGUAACUUCAUUCAUACUACCACCCUCUUUCUCCAAUCCCACCUCUUCCUCUUCUACCAGACAGAAACUCUCUCUGCUCUCCUUGCUUCCUACUCAUGGCGUCACUGGCUCAUCCCUCAUUAACAAGCCCUCAGUCUCGUUCACGAAGAGGAUCUUCGCAGCUCCCGAAACCCUGUCUCCUGAAACUCUCGAUGAACCCGUCUCUGAGGUUCCGAGCUCUUCCUCGAUCAGUGUAGACGCGGAUAAGCAGAUGGCGCCAAAGCAGAAGAUUAGGAUCAAGCUUAGAUCAUACUGGGUGCCUCUGAUUGAGGACUCAUGCAAGCAGAUACUUGACGCUGCGAGGAACACCAAUGCCAAGACGAUGGGUCCUGUCCCUUUGCCGACCAAGAAGCGUAUCUACUGUGUUCUCAAGUCUCCUCACGUUCACAAGGAUGCAAGGUUCCAUUUUGAGAUCAGGACGCACCAGCGGAUGAUUGAUAUUCUCUACCCCACUGCUCAAACCAUCGAUUCCUUGAUGCAGCUUGAUCUUCCUGCUGGUGUUGAUGUCGAGGUCAAGCUCUGAAGAUCAACCGUAAGGACAAUGGUGAUGGACACUUGCAAUGCAUGAGCAGACUGUUUCAGAUCAACGACAUAGCUUAGAACUGGUCAGCUCUGUAUCAUCUCUUUGAGAGCCUCUGUAAUGAGUAUUCUCUGUUAUUUAUCCUUGUUCUUAGUUGAUGAACAAAUCCACAACUGAGCAAGUUCAGAGAAAUAUUUUGUGUUGUGUGUGUUUACUAAUUGUUUUUGUUUGUCACUUUUAUUAUAUUAUAAGUGCAGUAUUUUUUUCUUUUGUA